Aricia agestis (brown argus) is the source of this 568-nucleotide messenger RNA. RefSeq names its product 40S ribosomal protein S15 (gene RpS15). The record is from RefSeq and is a predicted model, not a curated record. The transcript has 4 exons. NCBI's taxonomy places the organism in Eukaryota, Metazoa, Arthropoda, Insecta, Lepidoptera, Lycaenidae. Gene Ontology annotation, biological process: ribosomal small subunit assembly; translation. Gene Ontology annotation, molecular function: structural constituent of ribosome; RNA binding. The coding region runs from base 58 to 501 and encodes 147 amino acids. Gene Ontology annotation, cellular component: cytosolic small ribosomal subunit; ribosome.
GUCAAGUCGUCUUUAAAAUUCGAAUUCUUUUAGUUCUUUCUGUCAAAAGUGUAAAACAUGGCUGAGGUCGACGAAACUUUGAAAAAGAAGCGUACCUUCAGGAAGUUUACCUUCCGAGGGGUUGAUUUAGAUCAGCUUCUAGACAUGCCCAAUGAGCAACUUAUGGAGCUUAUGCACGCUCGCGCCCGCCGGCGAUUCGCCAGGGGACUGAAGCGCAAGCCGAUGGCACUCGUUAAGAAGCUGCGUCGCGCUAAGAAGGAGGCUCCACCAAAUGAGAAGCCCGAGAUCGUCAAGACCCACCUGCGCAACAUGAUCAUCGUUCCUGAGAUGGUCGGAUCCAUUGUUGGUAUUUACAACGGCAAGACAUUCAAUCAAGUGGAAAUCAAGCCUGAGAUGAUCGGACACUACCUGGGCGAGUUCUCCGUCACAUACAAGCCCGUCAAGCACGGUCGGCCUGGUAUUGGUGCCACGCACAGUUCCAGGUUCAUUCCGCUCAAGUAAACCCUCGUUGUUUGCUUAGGUUAAGUGCAAAAAUGCUUGCUGAAGUACAAUAAAUGUAUUUUGGUGA